This is a messenger RNA of Syzygium oleosum, 2202 nucleotides long. RefSeq names its product glucan endo-1,3-beta-glucosidase 13-like. Gene Ontology annotation, molecular function: hydrolase activity, hydrolyzing O-glycosyl compounds. Gene Ontology annotation, cellular component: plasma membrane. Lineage: Eukaryota; Viridiplantae; Streptophyta; Magnoliopsida; Myrtales; Myrtaceae. The record is from RefSeq and is a predicted model, not a curated record. The transcript has 4 exons. Gene Ontology annotation, biological process: carbohydrate metabolic process. Bases 273 to 1775 code for a protein of 500 amino acids.
UCAUAUCUCUUUGCUCAGUACAGUGUUUGAGUCAAGACCCUUGACCCCUUCUCGAGCUCUGCAUCUUAAACAGCAAAAAGCUUUUGUUUUCCGCACAGAGAGAGAGAGAGAGAGAGAGAGAGACGCGGUUCUCAAGGAGGGGAACGUUGGAACGGCAUUUAGCUGAAGUGGGUCUCUCGGGAAUAAAGCGAAAGGCUUGUCCAGAAUUCUCUCGGAGACGCAGAGAGGUAGAGAGAGAGAGAGAGAGAGAGAGAGAGAGAGAGAGGGAGCAAAUGGGGAGAGGGUUCAGGCUCAUCUUCGCCACUUCGCUGUUGCUCAUGCUUCUGGACCUGUGCAGAGGAAGCACUAUCGGAAUUUGCUAUGGUAGAAAUGCGGAUGACCUCCCGACACCCGACAAAGUGGCGCAAUUGGUUCAGCUUCAUAACAUCAAGUACCUCAGGAUUUACGACUCUAAUAUUCAGGUUCUCAAGGCCUUUGCAAACACAGGAGUUGAGCUCAUCAUUGGUAUUCCAAACUUAGACCUAUUGCCGUUCUCUCAGUUCCAAUCAAAUGCCGACACUUGGCUGAAGAACAGCAUCCUCCCAUAUUAUCCUGCCACGAAGAUCACGUACAUUACUGUCGGUGCGGAGGCAACAGAAACUUCCAGCAAUGUCACUGCCCUUGUGGUACCGGCGAUGCAAUACAUCUUUACAGCCUUGAGAAAAGUCGGUCUACACAAAAGAAUCAAAGUCUCCACGACCCAUUCCCUUGGAGUUCUAUCGAGAUCCUUUCCGCCCUCAGCAGGUGCUUUUAGUAGUAACUAUGCAUCUUUCUUGAAACCCCUUCUGAUAUUUCUUGCUGAGAAUCAAUCUCCUUUCAUGAUCGAUAUCUAUCCGUACUAUGCCUAUCGAGAUUCGCCAAACAAUGUCUCUCUAGACUAUGCCCUGUUCGAGUCGUCCUCGGAAGUGAUUGAUCCAAACACCGGGUUGCUCUAUACUAACAUGUUCGAUGCCCAGGUUGACGCUCUUUACUUUGCCCUCAUGGCUUUGAACUUCCGGACGAUAAAAAUCAUGGUCACUGAAACAGGAUGGCCAUCUAAAGGUUCUGCUAAAGAAACUGCUGCAACUCCAGAUAAUGCUCAGACUUACAAUACAAACUUGAUCCGUCAUGUGAUUAAUGACACGGGAACUCCUGCGAAGCCCGGUGAAGCGUUGGAUGUGUAUAUCUUCUCGCUUUUCAAUGAAAACAGGAAGCCUGGUUUGGAAUCUGAGAGAAACUGGGGGCUAUUUUAUCCUGAUGAGACAAGUGUGUACAAUUUGGACUUCACUGGAAGAGGCUCCGUAAAUGUGAUAACCGGAGCUAAUAUUACCAGCUCUAACAGAACAACGUGGUGCAUCGCUUCGUCUAAUGCAUCGGAUAUGGACUUGCAGAAUGCCAUAAACUGGGCCUGUGGACCAGGAAAUGUGGACUGUUCUGCAAUUCAACCCAGCCAACCGUGUUAUGAGCCUGACACCUUGGUUUCUCAUGCUUCUUUCGCCUUCAACAGUUACUACCAGCAAAAUGGCGCUACAGAUGUUGCUUGUAGCUUUGGAGGGGCAGGAUUAAAAGUCGACAAGAACCCAAGUUAUGACAAGUGCAUUUAUGUGACUGCCGGGAGCAACAAAACCGCUACAAGCAAUGCUACGGCCAUUUCUUCACAUUCUUCCUCCCAGGCAGGUGAAGUCCAUAUCUCGGCAUUAAGCCACACUAUUAUGACAUUUUUCCUGUUAUUUAUUUUGAUCAUCGGCAACGUCUAAAGAAUCAUGGGGAACUCCUCAAAGAGGCUGUGACUAGAAUGUGGAAGUCUUUCCACUUUAUAUGGAUGUAUCUGUGGGGGAAAAAGAAUUACCAUUUUUGUUCAUCUGUCCAAAUGACUCUGUUGAGUGCAAUUUGGGCCCCUAGUUUUGCAUUACCAUGUCAAUAGAGGAAAUGCGUCUUCAUGGAAAAUUUAUGUGUACAAAUGGCCCAAGCUGGUUCUUCUUUGUAAGGAUUUUGGUGGACCAUCUAGUAGUCCUACGUAAUUGUAAAAGUGAAAGGGGCUGCGGUAGCGAACUCAUGCAAGUGAUGCUAGUCGCAAAAUGUGAAAACUCAAAAAGGUGUAAAGGAUUUUGCCUAUGUCUUGGAUUUAACUGAAGCUAGUGGCAAAAUGUGAAAUCUCAAAAGGUUUGGAGGAUUUUGUCUUUA